This is a messenger RNA of Zingiber officinale, 519 nucleotides long. RefSeq lists its product as uncharacterized. Bases 1 to 519 code for a protein of 172 amino acids. NCBI's taxonomy places the organism in Eukaryota, Viridiplantae, Streptophyta, Magnoliopsida, Zingiberales, Zingiberaceae. The record is from RefSeq and is a predicted model, not a curated record. The transcript has a single exon.
AUGAAUAGUAAUUUCUCUGAAACAACUACAGAUUUGCUAAUUUAUAUGUCAUGCCUUGAUCCUGGGAGCUCAUUCUCUAGAUUUGAUGUACAGAAGUUACUGCGUGCUCAUUUUUAUGAGGAUGAUUUUUCUUGGAAUAAGCGUAUGUUGGUUGAACAAGAGCUUGAAACAUAUAUUGAUGACGUCAGAUCAGAUGAACAGUUUGAAGGCAUUUCAGAUUUGAGAGCUCUUGCAAAAAAAAUGAUUGAAACAAUGAAGAACCGUGUGUUUCCUUUUGUUUAUCGGAUGAUUGAGCUAGCCUUACUUCUUCCAGUUACUACUGCAAUCGUUGAAAGAGUGCUUUCGACAAUGAAUAUUGUCAAAACAGAUUUGCGAAACGGGAUUGGAGAUGAAUGGAUGAAUGACAAUUUGAUAGUCUAUAUCGAGAAAGAUGUUUUUAAUACUGUCGACAAUGAGCCAAUUUUACAGUGUUUUCAGAACAUGGAGUCUCGAAGAAUGCAAUUGGUACAUAUUCGUUAG